UACCCUGUAUGGAGUGUGGCUAAUAGACUGGCCACGUUCUGCACACAACCAGGCAUCGGUGCAACAUCAACGAAAGAAAUUUUGGCUGCAAAGGUCACUAAAGGAGAUCAGAUCUUGUGUCUGGUCAGAUGUAGGCGUCUGCACAAAGGAUGUCUUCCUGUUCAACCAUGUGAUAGCACUUAAACCAUCUGAAAGCUGUCAAAAUGGCUUCGUGUGCGUUAGACAUCGUAGCAGAAGCCUUAAAAACUUUGGAGGAAAAAUGCUCAGUGUUGCUACAAACUGAUAAAGGAAAUGAGCUUCUGAUUUCUUCUAAAGUUGCCUGUCAAAAGCUUCUUCAGCAAAUAAACAGCAAAGACACUGUAACCCUCACAGACUGCUUACAAGGAUAUGCCCAGGCAAGUCUUGAUUUUACCUAUGUUGAUGAAAAUCUGCUGGUUGAAGAAGAAUUCUCUCAGUCUUCCUCUGAUGAAAGAAUUAGGAAAGUCUUUGAUCAAUUCGACAAUGUCAUAAAGCUGGCAACUGAAUUGACCCCUAGUCAAAAUCUUGUUGAUGUGCUUACCCCAGACUUGUAUGAGUGCAUCCUGUGGAGGAAGGGGGCACUAUUGUACAUGUACUGUUCCUGCGUGGAGAAGGAUGAGACUCGUGCACAGUCAUCAGAAUUCAUGGAGAACUUGCAGAAAGGUGUUGGAUUUCUUCAAGAGAUGCUCAAAGUUAGAAUUCCUCUGACAGAAAGUAGGGAGGAAAUUGAGUUUAAUGACAUAGAAACUCUGCAGCUCUUGCAAUCAGGGCUGUUCAGCGAUGUACAUGUGCUUGCUCUCAUGUACUGUGGCGAGAUGUGCUUUUGGUAUCACACCUAUGCCAAGAGUGCCACCGCAACAGAUUUUGAUGCCAAAUCCACUGGAGUGAAGCUUUUGAGAGACUACAUCAAUGCUGUUAAGGGUCCCCUCAGUGGGAAAGGUUGGAACUGUGACCGGGCUGAACAGUUACUUAAGGUGCUCCAGGAUACUUGAUAUACUGCCAUUUUAUUAAUAUAUAUAUAUACACAUAUAUACGCUAUUAUGUAACUUUUGUAUGUCUCUAUUUUAAUUUAUUAAUUUUCAAACAUUUAUAUUUUUUGUUGCUUACCAGUAAAUAUAAAUGGCUAAAUUAAGAAUCAUGCUGUGCUGAUUUCCAUUGAGUUUACUUCAAUUUUACAACCUUUUCUGGCACCUCUGCAACCAGUAUUUUGAAACAUUCUGAGAGAACUGUGGGGUGUAGAGAAGUAAUUUGCACUUUUAUGAAGCUUGCAUCUUUGUUGACACAAACAGACCAUUUUUAGUGUCAAUGGCAGGCACUGGCUCUUGUGGCCUGUUAACCCUUUAUCUCCUUAAGAGGAAGAGUUUGAAACUAGCUGAUGCCUUGUUAGCGAUAUAUUUUUCUUGCCUUUUUUAUUUAUUUAUAUAUCUAUUUGAUUGGUGUUUUAUGCCAUACUCAAGAAUAUUUAACUUAUAUGACGACAGCCAGCAUUAUGGUGGGAGGAAACCAGGCAGAGCCCUGGGGAAACCCACAACCAUCGGCAGGUUGCUGAAGUGUGAUCAAAGAGGAAGCAAGCAUGAGCAACCGCAUUGUGUGCGAGGCUCCUGGGUCAUUGUGGCACUCUUGCACGCUAACCACGUCUUGCUGUUAAAAUCAGGAAUUGUCAUUGUUUGCAUCUCUUGAAAUCAAUCUCAUGAAACCUGUUGGAAUACAAUUUUAAAAUGCCUUUGAUUCUUUAAGCAUAAGUAAGCACAGUACAGAUGUACACCAUCAAAAAUAUUAUGAGAACAAUAUCGUCUUUAUUUAACAAAGGAUGCUUGAUCCAGAUUUUUGGUGGGGACUGUGGCAGUUUUACCACUAUGUGCAGACUGUUGUCCGUUUUUUGUCCUGAAGACUUCACAAACACUGAGUGGGGGGAUUGUGAAAAUUAUCUGUCAAAGACCAGGUUUGAACCUGACCCUCGAGUGCCCUUGCGAUUGAAAGGCAAGCAACCUACAUGGCCACAGCCUGCUUCAUGCUUCUUCACUGGAUGAAGUUGGAGAUGGAGUAGUCAGCGAUCAGUCAAUACCCAUAAGGUGAUCUUUCUUGAGUAAUGCAGUUAAAGGAUCAAAUCCAUCUCUCCUCAAACAGCUGUGGCUUUUACUUUGAUGAUUUCCUCUUUGGGUACAAGUGGGAAGGUCUGCAGCAACCUACGGUUGGUCAUGGGUUUCCCUCCAGCUCAGCCUGGUUUUCCCCCACCAUAAUGCUGGCAGCCGUUGUAUAAGUAAAAUAUACUUCAGUAUGGCGUAAAACACCAAUCACAUAAAUAAAUACUUUGAAGAUUAGUUAGGUACCGUGUAAAAGGCAGUGGUUUGUUUAGGGCAUUCUGGUUUCCUUCAACAGUAAACCUGUUGACUGCUGGUGUAUAACUGAAAAAUUGUAGAGAAACGGCAUUAAAUACCAAAUUUAUUAUUUAUGCUUAAGUAAAUAUAUUUAUUUGAUUGUUUUUAUGAAAUACUUGAUGUGGGUAAUUUUGAUGAUUUAUUUACUUGAUUGGUGUUUUACGCCAUACCCUUACUCCGAAUACUUCAGUGAAUUGAAGGCAAAUAAGACACUAAAUGAAGUAUAUAGGAGAUG
This is a messenger RNA of Liolophura sinensis, 2631 nucleotides long. Its product is annotated as RAB7A-interacting MON1-CCZ1 complex subunit 1-like. Gene Ontology annotation, biological process: mitophagy. The transcript is spliced from 7 exons. The coding region runs from base 204 to 1010 and encodes 268 amino acids. The record is from RefSeq and is a predicted model, not a curated record. Lineage: Eukaryota; Metazoa; Mollusca; Polyplacophora; Chitonida; Chitonidae.